Centruroides sculpturatus (bark scorpion) is the source of this 1716-nucleotide messenger RNA. Its product is annotated as BTB/POZ domain-containing protein KCTD3-like. The coding region runs from base 33 to 920 and encodes 295 amino acids. Gene Ontology annotation, molecular function: protein binding. NCBI's taxonomy places the organism in Eukaryota, Metazoa, Arthropoda, Arachnida, Scorpiones, Buthidae. The transcript has 7 exons. The record is from RefSeq and is a predicted model, not a curated record.
UUAAUGGAACUGAUAUGUUGUAAAAUUAUUUCAUGCUAGCAAAGGAUAGAUUAUCUGUCCAUGGGGAGGGUCUUUGUGGAAACUGGAUAGAAAUAGCCUAUGGCACAAGCUCUGGAACAGUUAGAGUUAUUGUUCAGCAUCCAGAAACAGUCGGUCAUGGUCCACAGUUAUUUCAGACAUUUACAGUUCAUCGUAGUCCAGUUACAAAAGUUGUUUUAUCUGAAAAAUAUCUUAUUUCAGCAUGUUCUGAAUAUAAUCACGUACGCACGUGGAGCGUAACAAGAUUUAGAGGUAUGAUAUCUACUCAGCCAGGUUCGACUCCGCUUGCAUCAUUUAAAGUUGUUUCUCUUGAAGAAUUAGAACCUGGAAUAAGUUACGGUACUGGUAAUGAUUGUGGACCAUAUGGAGAGCAGGAUGAUGAACAAGUAUUCAUUCAAAAAGUUGUGCCAGAAACUGAUCAGUUAUAUGUUAGAUAUGCUUCAACUGGUAAAAGAAUAUGUAUCAUCAGAUCAGUAGAUGGUACAACAAUUAGUGCUUUUUGUGUUCAUGAGUGUGAAGGUUCAAAUCGUAUGGGUUCUCGGCCUCGAAGAUACAUAUUUACAGGACACAGCAAUGGAGCUAUUCAGAUGUGGGACUUGACGACGGCUCUUGAUUUGGCAGUUAAAGGCGAAGCAGUUUCUAAUCAUAAUGGUGGUCCUUCUCCACAUGAAUUACUUAGACUUUUGGACCAAUGUGAUCUCACAAAUUCCCAUUGCUCAACACCCUGUAUUAGUCCAUCACCUUCUUUAAUUAAUAACAGCAUAAUGCGACUUAAGGCAUCAAACCUUGCCUUUUUAGCUCAUCAAUCACUAAUUACUACCGAUAAUCCUAGGGUAAACACUACCGAAGAAGAAAAUGAUGGAAAAAUAACACACUGCUGAUAAUGCCAAAGAAUUAAUAAUUAAAAUUUAAUUAACUUAUAUUGUUUAUAAAAACUUUUUUUUGUAACUUGUGAAACAAAAGUUAUUAGUUGUUUUUUAAAAAAAGUAAGUUUUCAAAUAUUUAACAUGAUUGUUGUAAAAGUUAUUUUAUAGAUAUACUAUAUAAGAAUGAAAGGCAAAGAAAAUGCUUGAUGGUAAAUGUAUUAAAUUGAAUAGUAUGAGUGAAUUAUAUUUUCUAGAAAAAUAAUUUAUUUAUAUAGUUUUUUAAUAGCUAAUUAUUUAUUGUUAUGUCAAUAGGUUUGUUAAUUGAUUGUAAAAUAAACAUUGUGAUUUAUAGUAGAUGUAAGUGCACUGUGUAUCAGUUGAUCAUUUUAAUUUACAUUUAGAACGAAUGUUGCCUAAUAAAAUUUAAAUUAUAUUUACCAAAUUUAGCUUUGAUAUGAAUCACAAUGUUUAUUAUUUAGAACAUCCUUGAUAAAAUUUAAAAACAGAUUUCCUCCCAUUACAAUUAAACUAACAGAUAAUUAUUUAAUAUAUCAAACCAUUUGAUAAAUUCUAUUCAUCCAUUUUUUAUAGUAAUUCAAAUGUAUAUUUAAACUUUAAUAAUAAUGUUUUAAUAUGAAUUACACAUUUUUUAACAUAGGAAUAUAAUGAAAAAUAUUGCCAGCCAUAAUAUGUAAUUUUAUAAAAAUACGUUUUGAACCUUGAUUCAUUUAUGAAUAGUAAUUAGUAAUUUAUAUAUAUGAAAUUCAAAAUUAUUUUUGACAUAGAAAUUUUCUACCUUUUUUUUUUUAUU